AAGCCUUUAAGGCAGUUUCUGACAUAUAGAACUGUGUGUUUGCAAGUCUCAUUUAUUUUUCAAUUUUUAAAGGUUUAUAUUAUUAUCAUCAUCAUUAUUGUUAUUAUGUGUGUAUGUGUUCAUGUUUGUCCAUAAGUGUGCAGGUGCUCAAGGAGGUUAGAAGAGAGUGUCAGAUCUCUGGAAGAUGCAGUUAACAGGCGGUUAUUAGCUGCCAAGUAGGUGCUGGGAAUUGAACCUGGGUCCUCUGCAAUUGAACCUGGGUCUUAACCUCUGAGCCAUCUUGCCAGUUAGCAAGUCUUAUUUACUUUAGCAUUGUUAUCACUUAUGGUUACUUCUUUAUGAUGGCCAGUUCCUCUAGGGCACAAAUUGUCUUCUGCAAGUCUAUUGAGGAUUCACACUUGUAAGAGAGUAAAACAGGCAGAAUUCAGAAGAUGUAGUUAUAAUGGAGCCUGAAAUUGGGGUAGUCUUCCCAAGGUACUCAUGGUGAGCAAGGGUACUUACAUCAGUACUGACUCAGCACUUUAGCUGUCUACCCUCAGCAGCCUACACUUCUGGCAUCUAGGAAGCGAGGGCCUAUUCUGAUGGGUGGAUGUGAUGCCCCAUUAUUAUCUAGUGUCCUCCCUGGCUCCCUAGCACUUCCAGGAACAAUACAGCCUUUCCGACCCCUGACUGCCAUCCCCCCCACUGUAUCUUCCGCCUUGCCACACGUGAUCUUUACCAAGGCAUAUACCAUCAGUGGUUCUCAGACUCUCAAGUUGUUUGCAGUGCCUCCACCACAUGGGGGGUGGGGGGAGGAGGUCAUCCUUCAAACCAGCUUGAGGCCAAAUCAGCUUUAAAUAUGCAUAUGUGUUUCCGGAGCACUUGGAAGUCCAAGGUGGGUAGAUCAAGACUUGGUGAUCACGGAGAGUCCACGGCUGCCCCCACACAACAGGAAAUGGCGCCCAGCUCUCCCCACCUCAAUGCAGAUGCUUUUCCUGUUGGGAAUAAAGUGCCAGAGACUCAACUUCCUUCCUUUCUGCUUUGAAGAGGGAGGGGCCUUGGGGAGAAGAAGGGGCUUCUGGGCCGGGCGGAGUGGGAGAGAGGUUUCCUUGGGGAGAGGAAUUUGGCUGCUUGUGCCAAAAGAGCUGGAGUCCCUCUGGUCCCGUGAGCAGUGAGGGUGUGCCCAGCUCUGCAGGAGAGAGAAGGCUACACUCAAGGCCAAGGCCACUUGCCGAGGUGGGAGAACCGGACACCGGUCAGAUCUGCGGAACCCAAGGAACAUCUGCUCUGCCUGAUCGACUCCAGGCUCUCGCCCCCCACUCCUACCACCUCUGCAGUUCCUCGAGGCAAACCAUGGACUCUGCAGCCAAGGACCAGAUACAGCCCACGGUUCUUCCUGGCUCUUCCUGCCGGAGGCCUGAGUGGCCAGAGCAGGAGAGGGCCGAACAGCUGGCACGGGGUGCCGCACUCAAGUGGGCUUCAGGCAUCUUCUACCGACCAGAGCAGCUGACCAGGCUGGGCCAGUACCGAAGCCGAGAAAUACAGCGUAACUAUUCCCUGGAAGCAAGAAUUAAGUCAGUGGUGCAGUCAUACCUGGAAGGUGUACAGACUGGAGUGUGGCAGCUGACCCGAGCCCUAGAAGCUGUGCAGGGAACACGUGAAGCCUUGAGCCAGGCCCAUCACUUACUCCAGGGUUUGUCUCGGACCUCACAAACCCUGGAACCCUUGAGAGAAUGUGUUGUCCAGCACAAACAACUCCAGAUCCUGACUCAGUUGUUGCCGAGGCUCCAAGCAGUGCCAGCUGCAGUGGCCCACACGCAGACCCUGAUAGAUGCUCAGCGAUUCUUGGAGGCAUAUGUGAGCCUGCGGGAACUAGAGCAGCUGAAAGAGGAGACAUGGACACCCCUAGGAGGGCUGGAGUUGCCAAUCUUCCAGGGGCUAGGCCUUCUGGCUGAAGCCCUGGGCCAAGCUGUGGAGGCAGCUGCAGGAGCUGCAGGGCGGCUGGCACGUGAGGAUCCAGCCCUGCUGGUAGCUGCUAUCCGUGUGGCAGAGGUGGAGACUGAGCGCACAAUCCUGGGGCAGGCGCCCCGAGACUGGCGGCAGCGAUGCCUUCGGGCACUGCAGGAGGGCCUGGAGCGGGUCCACUUUGCAUCGCCUGUGCUUCCUGAGCCAGGGGCCCUGUCAGGGUGGCUUGAGGCUCUGCAGGUAGCCUUGCCUGCUGAGUUGGCAAGAGCAGAAGCCCUGGUGGCACCCUGCUGCCCACCAAGCUACCAUGUGGUUCAGCUAUGGGCCCACACCCUGCACAGUGGCCUGCGCCGUAGGGUGCAGCAACUCCUUGCAGGGCCGGAGCUAGGAGCUGCUGACACGUUCGCCUUGCUGCACUGGGCACUGCAUGUGUACAUGGGGAAGGAAAUGAUGGGGAGCUUGGAACUGGGGCCUGAGUCUGAUGUAUCCCAGCUAGACCCCCUCUUGACCUCAGAGAACAUCGAGCAGCUGGAGGCAGCAUUUGUGGCUCAGGUCCAGGUAAGUGUGGCUCAGUGGCUGAAGAAGGCACUGGAUGGGGAGGUAGCGGAGUGGAGCAGCGAACAGGAGCCCACCACAGAUCCCUCAGGUUUCUACCACUCACCAAUGCCAGCCAUUGUACUGCAGAUCUUGGCUGAAAACAUUCAAGUGACCAGCCUGAUUAGUGACUCAUUGCAUCGGCGGGUGCAUGACAUGGCAGUGUCAGAACUGGGUGCAUUCUUGAGAAGUUUCAGUGAUGCUCUGAUCCGAUUCUCUCGAGACCAUCUCAGGGGAGAAGCCGUGGCCCCUCACUAUGUGUCCUACCUACUGGCUGCCUUCAACCACCAAUCAGCACUGAGAUCUUCGGUCUCGGUCCUGCUGCCCGACGGGGAAGCUUCCGGGGUCUUAGCUCCAGUGGAAGCCGCGCUGGACGACGUACAGAGGAGGAUCUGCCGCCUGGUUUUGGAAGUACUGCAGGUUGAGCUCCAGCCCCUGUUCUCCGCUCUACCCUCGCGCCGGUGGCUCUUGAGUUCUGAGUUCCUGGACGGUGUCUGUGAGCAGACAUCGCACUUCUGCCAGGACUUCUGGCGCGUACGGAAGCCUGCUGUUCAGCUGCUGCUGGCGGAGGCCGAACGGACCGUGGUGUUACAAUACCUAAGGGCGCUGAUGCAGGGCCGCCUCGUGUGCCGCGGGCCGGACGAGCGGAGCCAGGCUGCUGAACGCCUUCGGCACGAUGCUGCCCAGCUUAAAGAGCUUUUCCUCGGUUUGGGGCUGGAGGAGAGCGCUCACUGCGCGCCCGUUUUGCUUGCGCUGAGGGAACUACUCAACCUCCACGACCCCACACUGCUUGGCCUCGAGGUGGCAGGCCUGAGGCAACAAUUUCCCGACGUGAGCGAGGAUCAUGUCUCCGCCCUCUUGGACCUGCGCGGAGACGUAUCCCGAGAGCAUCGUCAGGCGGCGCUCAGUUCGCUGCAGGCAGGUCCACCGCCCUCACCUUCCACUGGCCGCCGGGCACUCUUCAGCCUGGUACCGACGCCUACGCCCUCUCUGUCCUCCUGCCUCCCCUCGGGUCCCUGCUCCUGACACCCAUCUGUUUGCGUAAUAAAGCCACGUCUGCUG
Messenger RNA from Mastomys coucha (southern multimammate mouse), 3600 nucleotides. RefSeq names its product exocyst complex component 3 like 1 (gene Exoc3l1). The record is from RefSeq and is a predicted model, not a curated record. NCBI's taxonomy places the organism in Eukaryota, Metazoa, Chordata, Mammalia, Rodentia, Muridae. Gene Ontology annotation, cellular component: exocyst. The transcript has 14 exons. Gene Ontology annotation, molecular function: SNARE binding. Gene Ontology annotation, biological process: exocytosis; exocyst localization. The coding region runs from base 1333 to 3564 and encodes 743 amino acids.